Paramecium sonneborni is the source of this 1609-nucleotide messenger RNA. Lineage: Eukaryota; Ciliophora; Oligohymenophorea; Peniculida; Parameciidae. The record is from the annotation of a GenBank genome assembly.
AUGAAUAAUUCCCAAAAAAGUAAGUCUGUUCGUUCUGGUUCAGCUAGAGUACGAUCUGCAAUAGAAAGAGCUGGAUUACUUUAAUAAAGAGAAUAAUUACGAGAAAUGUUAAUCAGCAAAUUUAGUAAAGAUUAUGCUUAGGGAAAUAAAAACAAAGAAGUUCUAAUAUAAUAAAUAGUUAAUGAAUACUUUACAAAUGAGCAAGUAAUUGUUAAUUACUAAAUUAGGUUACAGAAAACUCAUUAAAACAAUUGAAAGCAAGAGUAAUAGAGGCUGUUUAAAAAUAAAAAGGACAAACUCAAACAUAGCAUGUAACCCAGAAUAAUAAUAAUUCUCAAAUAGACAAUAAAAGUGAAUAGAGAUCAUAAAUUGCCAGACCCCAAUCAGUAAGAAAUUCAACAAAAUCAGAACUUGAUCAAGAUUAAUAUUCUGUAACGUCUUCUUAAUUUGAAAAACAACCGAAAUCAGUAUAUGUUGUAGAUGAAGAGGAUGAAUGGGCUGCAUUAGUAAAAUUUGAUACAGAACUUUAUUCUAAAGAAUAAUAGCUUGAGUAAUAGAGAUAGGCAGAGUUUAAGAAAAAGAUGAAAGCAGAAUUAGAUAGACAGUUAGAAGAAAAGAAAAGAAGAAUGGAGAUGGAAAAGAGAUAAGAGGAAGCUUAUGUGAAAUUAAGAGAUUAUUAGAUGGAUGUUUAUGAUUAAAGGGAAGAACAAAAAAAGAGAGAAGUAGCUAAAAAAUAAUAAAUGGAAAAAGAAUAAAGAGAUCGAUAAGUCAGAGAUGAAGAGAAAAGAAAGUUUAUAGAGAAAAAGAAAUAAUAGGAAUUAGAUGCAAUAUUAGUAUAGAGGAUAUAAGAAGAAUUGAAAUAGGAAUAAAAAGAAGUCUUAUUAAAAAAGGAUAUGGAGAAGAGAAAGUUCAUAGAAAUGAUGGAUGAGAAUGAAAAAAAUAGAUAAAAAUAAGUCUAAGAUGAAGUAUCAGAUAAAUAAUUAGAAAUUGAUAUGCAAAGGAAAUAUAUAUAGUUAUAAUAAAAGUUGGAAGAGGAAAGAGAAUUGGAGAAAAAGGAAAGAGAAGAUAAGAUAAAGAAGAUAAUGAGUGAUUUUUCAUAGACAGUAGUAAAGAAUCAAAAAGAUUAAAUAAAGUAUGAAUAGGAAUUAAAUAUAGGGCGGAAGAUGAUAAGAUGAUGAAAGCAAUAUUGAUGUAAAAUGAACUUGAGUAGUAAGAUGAGGAAAUGAAAAAAAGACAAAUUAAAUCAUAGUAAUAAGAGAUGAGAAAAUACUUGAUAAAGUAAAUGGAAGAUAAAAAGUAUGGAUAUUAUGAUGAUUUUAGAUAGAGACUAAAGGAGGAAGAAGAACUAAAUAAGAAAUAAGCUUAAGUUUGGCAAUAAGAUUUAUAGACAUUUUAAUAGCAUGAGAAAUCAAAAUAUGACUAUAUAAAAGAUGUUAAUGUGAAGCAUUAAGAGAUUUUAAAGUAGCAAAUGGAUGAGAAGAAAUCACAAUAGAGACCAAGGAAUAAGAUGAAUAAUGAAGAAUUGAUGCAUAAUAAGCCUUUGUUAAAAGAAUUGGCAGAUAAAUAAGAUAAUAUAAAGGUGAGGAAAAUAAAUAUAGGAUGAUGAGAA